This is a messenger RNA of Sphaerodactylus townsendi, 5123 nucleotides long. It is a transcript of the gene ZC3H12A, whose product is annotated as zinc finger CCCH-type containing 12A. The transcript has 6 exons. Gene Ontology annotation, cellular component: cytoplasmic ribonucleoprotein granule; nucleus. The record is from RefSeq and is a predicted model, not a curated record. The coding region runs from base 242 to 2236 and encodes 664 amino acids. Gene Ontology annotation, biological process: nuclear-transcribed mRNA catabolic process, RNase MRP-dependent; 3'-UTR-mediated mRNA destabilization. NCBI's taxonomy places the organism in Eukaryota, Metazoa, Chordata, Lepidosauria, Squamata, Sphaerodactylidae. Gene Ontology annotation, molecular function: RNA endonuclease activity; mRNA binding; metal ion binding.
AAAGGGCUGAGGCUUCGGAGGCGGAAGCCUGUCGCUUCAAGCCCUCCCCGGAGUGGCGAGAGGCGGCGCUGGAGCAGCCCCACGCGGGCGGGCGGGUCAGGAAGCGGCGGCCGCUGUCCCGCCUCUGGGUGGCCUCCUUCCAAGCUCCGGUAUAAAGCGGCGGGCGCGGCCAGCUUCCCGUUGGCCCCAUGGAGGAGCGGCGGCAGCUGGGUGGCGGGGCGCACUGAGGACGCGCCAGGCCAUGGAUCUGGACGGCGUCUCGCCCGCCCGGGGCUUUCCCGGCUGGAGCGACCCGGGACCGUCCCGCCCGCGCCCGCAGAAGGAGCCCCGGGAGAGCGCGCCCUUCGAAAGCGGCUACCUGAGCCUGAACGUGGCGGCGCCCUGUUCUCGGGGCAGGACCCCGGAGGAGCAGCACGGCGCGCCCAGCCUGGCAGACCCCGAGCUGCAGAGCUGGCACGAGCAAGAGCGCGCCGAGAUGCAGCUGCGAGUGGACUUCUUUCGCAAGCUGGGCUACUCCGCCGAAGAGAUCUGGGUGGUCCUCCAGAAGCUGGGCUCGAACGCGGACACCAACACUGUCCUGGGGGAGCUGGUGAAGCACGGCGUGGCGGCGGGGGAGCGAGAUCCGGCCGACGCUGCACAGGAAGCCCCGGAGCCGCCGGUGCCUGCGCAGCACAGGAGCGUCCUGCCUGCCGUGCCUUUGGAGCGGAAGGAGGACGAGAACUUGCGGCCUGUCGUCAUAGAUGGAAGCAAUGUUGCCAUGAGCCACGGGGAUAAAGACGUCUUCUCUUGCCGAGGCAUUCUGCUAGCCGUGAACUGGUUCCUUGACCGAGGACACACGGAUAUCACGGUCUUUGUGCCAUCUUGGAGAAAGGAGCAGUCGAGGCCCGAAGUUCCAAUCUCAGAUCAGCACAUCCUGCGUGACCUUGAGAAGAAGAAGAUCCUUGUCUUCACGCCUUCACGCAGGGUGGGGGGCAAGCGAGUGGUCUGCUACGAUGACCGCUUCAUUGUGAAGCUGGCCUAUGAGUCAGACGGCAUUAUCGUGUCCAAUGACACCUACCGAGAUCUGCAGAUGGAGCGCCCGGAGUGGAAGAAGUUCAUUGAGGAGCGCUUGCUGAUGUAUUCCUUUGUCAGUGACAAGUUCAUGCCUCCCGAUGACCCACUAGGGCGACAUGGCCCCAGCCUGGACAACUUCCUGAGAAAGAAGCCGGUUCUGCCUGAACUCAGAAAGCAGCAGUGCCCCUAUGGCAAGAAAUGCACAUAUGGAAUCAAGUGCAGAUUCUACCACCCUGAGCGCCUCAACCACCUUCAGCGUUCCGUUGCUGAUGAGCUGCGAGCCAACGCAAGGCUGUCUCCCACCAGGAGUGCCGCCACCAAGGAAGAAGGACAUGGGCGGCGCCCUGUGCAGGCUGAAUUCUUGGGCUGCCUCGAGGGUGACAAGAUCACCUUGCUGAAAGCCUCCACAGAGAAGAAAAGCUGUGUCUCUAAAGCAAAGCAUGGGGAUGCACCACCACCCUUGCCCAAAGGCAGUACUAGCGCUGGGGCGACCCCUGUUGGUAGCAGCAGCAGCUACCGUCCUCCAGAGUGGGACCAGCCACCCGCACUCUCCCCCCACAUGGACUCCCUGUCCUAUAUGUCUCAGGACCACCUCGACUCUGGCAUUGGCUCCUUGGAGAACCAGCUGUCUGAGAUGUGGCCCAGCUCUUUGGCCUGCCACGGCAAGCAUUCCCACCCGGAGCACCUGGGGAUGACUGCCCACAGGGGACAGAGCUCAGCCUACCAUCUACCUCCCGGCCCUGAGUCCAGUAGCUACAGCCACUACCAGCCCCAUGGCUAUCCCAAACCCGUCUCGGCACCUGGCUCCAACGCCGGCUUCUUGCAAUACAGAACAGAUUUGUCGCACCCCAGAGCAGCUCACUCCUUUUCCAGUUACGGCGUGCCUCCUGACUCCGGCGCUUCUCUGAGCCCUGGGCGGAAGUAUUGGUCCGAGCCUUACCAGCCUCCCCCUGCAGCACCACAAGAUUUGGCCAGAGCUCCCCAGCUGACCUACAAUGACUCCUGCCAGUGGGCCUCAGCUGAUCGCUUUGCUGAAGAGCGUGCCAACGUGCAUGUUAAGCUGUGUGGGAUCUUCCACCCUCACCUAGUGGAUGCUGUCAUGAGCCGCUUCCCACAGAUGUUGGAUCCUCAGCAGCUGGCUGCCAAGAUCCUCACUUAUAAGUCUCAGAAUCCUCGAGUGUGAAGCUCUGGAGAGGCAGCAGAUCCUGAGGACGAGAAUCUCCUAAGGAAUGCCCAAGAUGGUUCUUGCCGCACCAAAGGCCACGGCAGAUGGCCACUUGUGAUGAGCAACUGCCCUGUUCUGCUCUGGUGUGCAUUGAUGAGGAGCCUGGGCCAUUGCCAAGGGAAUUCCCAGUCUGUCUGCAGGUUAGGAAGAAUAGAUCGGGCAUGCACCUGUGAAGGUCCCCUAAGGAAUGGAGUUGCUGGUUUUCUUGGGGCUUUCUGAAAUUCCACUUUUCAGCAUCCGCCUGCUGCAGUUACUGAAACAAGGUUGUAUGGGAAAGAUCAGCUAUGAACUGGCACCACCCUCACAACAGAGCAAAAGGGUUAAACUGGGAGAAGGGUGUCUGACCUUGUUUAAAAUGCUGGCUUCCUUAGGAAGUCACUGUCAACUGCAAAGUUUGGCUGGAUCUGGUAUAGUCUUUCUGGUAUAGUCUCACCAUGCACUGUAGAUGUCGGGUGGGCAUUCGAGGUUUGGAUCCGGGCUUCCUCUUUGUUUCCCAGUCCCGGCUUCUAAUGCCGAUGGCUGCGUUGAAGAGUUUGGAAGUGAAUGGAUGGUUUCUCUGUGAAAUAGCUGAAGAAAGCACAAAGGAGGCUUUGCAGAGGCAACAGAUUCCUUGCUUCUGGCUCUCAAGUCAUUCUUACCUGGCUGAAGCCUGCCAGACAACAUGCCUUUGGGCAGAGCACAAAAUUUGAAUCCAGCACAUACCAUUUCACAUUGCAAUAAUCUCAGCUUUCCUUUCAAGUUAAAAAAAAAGCAUCAGCUUCUAGCCCUGUAACUACAGAAUAACAAUUGUUUGAAAUAACGCUUGAAAGUGCCUUCUGAGACCUCCUCGCAUUCUCCCAAGAGCAGACACUCUCAGGGUUGUGGGGCUUUUAACACUCUGUAUAGCUUCUUUUCUUUCGUCACCACUAAUAACAACAAUUGAGUGCUGUGAAGUUGCAGCCAUCUCAGUGCGACCCCAUGAAGUUCCUCCUCGUGGGGUCUUCCAGGCAAGAGGUGAGCAAUGGUGGCUUGUUAUUGCCUGCCUCUGCACAGCAACUCCUGCCUUCCUCGGUGGUCUCCCGCCUGAGUACCAGGAGGCUGACGCUGCUUAGCUUCCAAGCUCUGGUGAGUUCAGGCUAUUCAGGCCACCCCUCCCCAUAACUAGCAUCAGUGUACAAAUUAUGCAAUGCAAGGCUGUCCAGUUUCUAACAUCUGUUCCAGUUGUGCUGAACGUCAGCAGCCAGAGUUUAAUUCAUUGUCUUCUCUGGAAGUUGUUCCUUGGAAUGUUCCUCUCUCUUCCUUAUAGGAAAUCUUCUUAGAAAUUUGCUUUUAGCUUCCAGCACAGCUGGAGAGAAGUGGGAAGAGUCAGAGGCGAAGCUAUGAGGGGGAAGGGUGUGUGCUGCACACUGGGCACAUGCCUGGGGAUGGAAAUUGCCCCCUCCCCCCACCCACUCUCACUUACCUUAGUUCAGCCUGAAAAAGUUCCCAAGGUCUUCUGGGAAGUGUAGUUCCCACCAGGGGGCUUUUUCAGCCUGAACUGAACAGGCUGCUUUUUAGCCUGAACUUGUUCAGGCUGAACUGGGGGGGGGGGGGGGGCAGAGUCCACCCUGGGCACAGUUUGGCCCAGUUGUACCUCUGGAAAGAGUGCUACAUCUAUGGCUGCAAAACCCUUUGGAAGGCACUCUCUGGAGCCCCCUCUCCAUUGUGUAGUUAGCAAAGCACAAUAAUGGGACUUUUGAACAGUAUCACAGGGAUACAAAUGCUUUUGCUGAAACUAAUUAGAGAGCAGGAAGCUGAGAUGGCCGCACAAGGGCUCUCAAUGCCUCUUUCAAACCCACUCCACUGAUAGACUUUCUCCUGUACUGUACAAAGAGGCCUUGCUAGUUAGAGGAGAAGCUGGAUUUAGUUCAUUCUUCUGUUGGCUUGGUCUUGAUGCCCAGUAUGUCAACAGUGGAGGAAACCUCCACAUUCAGAGACGGUAGGCCUCUGAAUCCCAGUGCCAGCAGUCAGCAUCAGGUGAAGGUCUCUGCCCUAUUGUUGGCCAUAGUGGCUGGUUGGCUACUGCUUGAGAAAGGAUGCUGGGUUAGAUGGGCCACUGCUUUUAUCCAGUAGGCCUCUCCUUAUAUUCUUAUUAACGGUUAGAGAUUUUUUUUAUUGUAAUGACUUUUUAGCAAUUGAUUCUGGUCCCUGCCCUUUUUUUACAAGCAUUCCAAUUUAUUUGCAGGCCAGGAGCAGUUGACCUGUUGAUGCACAUUGUAUCCUUCCAUAUACGUUACGUAUUCUCUUAAACAGUCCAUCUUGUGGUUGAAGCUGAAACUCUCCCAGGUGGCGCAGAGGGGAGGGAAGAGUGGACAGCACUCAGCUUCCAGUUGGUGCGUGGGUUGCUGCCCCUUCCCUCUGCUGUGCGCCACGGGGUCAGAUCGGCACCCCCAUGGCACUGUGUGCCGCGGGAAUCACACGGACCCAGAAACCCUGUAUGUCAAGUAUGAUACACCACAGAACUGUGAUGUUUCAUGGUAGUAAGCAAAAUGCUUUUUAAAAUUGUAACCUUAUAACUUUGCACCUUUUAUUGUAAAUUUCAGAAGAGAUUGUUUUUACUGGUAUUGUAUUAUAUACAAAAGUUGCCUUGGCUGUUGCUGGUUUUCUUUUGUUUGCUCUGGACUUGACCAUCCCUGGUUGAGCUCACACUGGUUCAGGGCUGCUAUUCAGCAACUGGAGGCUGAGUUAAAUAAUAAUUUUUUGAAAAAACAAAGACAAUGAGCACGUCUUGAAGCUUGCUGUAUCUUUUAAAAAAGAUAUUAAAAAACAGACUUGUCUCUUCGAAGCAAUGAUUGUGUUGCACAAAUUAAAAAAUGCUGGCUGCUCA